This is a messenger RNA of Postia placenta MAD-698-R-SB12, 960 nucleotides long. RefSeq lists its product as hypothetical. The transcript has 2 exons. The coding region runs from base 1 to 960 and encodes 319 amino acids. Lineage: Eukaryota; Fungi; Basidiomycota; Agaricomycetes; Polyporales; Adustoporiaceae. The record is from RefSeq and is a predicted model, not a curated record.
AUGAACGCUUACAGCCAGACCACUGCCGGGAGAUCCCCCGCUUGUAUCUUAGAUGCGCUCUUCGAUAAUAGUCUCGCCACGCCCCACGAGGCCCACUAUCCCAAUCUGGACGGGGUUCCCCAGCAUCGUGCAGUGGCCACUCCGCUUGACUUCGCGUCCCCUUUGUCCGAGCCGCUGCCUUCUUCAAACACGGGGUCACACCCCUGGUCUCCUCCUCGCGGGUCGUCGAGUACAGGCCGCCUCCCUCAGACGUCGACGCGUCAACAGUCCCCCGUGCCUGCGUAUCCUCCCUCCGCAUUCUCGCUCUCGCCAGUCAUGGAUUCCUUCGCGCACAUGUCGCUUUCCAGCCCCAAGCCCGCCCCGUCCCGCGUCGGCAGUUCGCGCACCUCACCCGGCUACUCCUCCGCCCAGGAUUCCGACGAGGACAAUGGGGACGGGAGCGACGGCGAGUACACCCCCAGGACGCCCACCCGCCCACGACGCUACAGCCCAUACGACACCGGCGCGAGCCCUCCCACCUCCCCGCGCCGCGCCAGCCGCGGCAACACCUCGCCCGUCCAGAGCGCGUCUGGGAGCACCAGCAGCGGCCGCUCGCGUCCGCGCAACCAGCAGACGGACGUCUCGAGCGAACAGCGCAAGCGCGGCAUCGACAGGCGCGUCUGCCCCGUGUGCGACUUCAAGCCCGCGAGCGGCCGCAAGCCCGACCUGAUGCGCCAUAUCGAAACGCACCAGUCCGAAGACAGCCACGAGAAGUGGGUCUGCUGUGGGGUACCCGUGGCCAAGGCGCGCUCGGUCACGCUCGCGCCGGGGUCGAAGCCGUAUUUGCACAAGGGGCACAAGAUGAUCGGCGGGUGUUUGCAGGGCUUCAGCAGGAAGGACGCCCUUCAGCGACACCUGAAGAACCAGAGCUUGCCGUGCGCUGGAACCAUCGAAUUCGCCGAGCGGAUGAGCGAGCUGUGA